AGAGAUCGACCAUCGACGACUUUAACCUCAAGACCUACCCCCUCAAGACCGUCAAAAUGGUGAGUUGCCAGCAAGCGUCGUUCGCUGUGUGCAUCGGAGCACCCUAGCACUAUUCAGUCCAUACUCUUCAACCUUCAAUACAAUGGAUGAAUUGGUUCAGCGCAAAUCUUGAUCCUUGUUAUCAAGUCAAGUGGAGUCGUCAUGUACGAUGAUGAUACUUUAUAUUGCUGGACUCGUUGGAUGCACAGUCAUCCAGGAGUGCUAGAGCUCCGAGACAUGCAGCUUACGUCGCAGGCACUUUUGUGCUCUGCUUCGCAUGCUGAUUCGUUCUCGUCUCAAUGACCAGCCCCCCAAAGUCAAGGCCGGUUCCCGCAAGAAACCCGCAUCCGCACCAGGUGCUGCUGGCAAAGCUGCAAAAAUCACAAAAAAUCCUCUCUUCGAGGCAAAGCCGAAGAACUUUGGCAUUGGCCAACAUAUUCGUCCUAAGACCGAUCUCACUCGCUUUGUCAAAUGGCCCGAGUACAUCCGCCUUCAACGCCAGAAGGUCAUUCUUUCUCAGCGCUUGAAAGUUCCUCCUGCUAUUGCCCAGUUCUCCCACACUCUGGACAAGAACACUGCUACACAACUUUUCAAGCUCCUCAACAAAUACCGCCCGGAGAGCAAAGUCGAGAAGAAGGAGCGUCUCGAGGCUCUAGCCAAAGCUGCCGCUGAGGAAAAGGAACCUGCCAAGGACAAGAAACCUCUUUUCGUCAAGUACGGUUUGAACCACUGCGUCGCCCUCAUCGAGGCGAAGAAGGCGUCUCUCGUAAUCAUCGCUCACGACGUCGACCCCAUUGAGUUGGUUGUCUUCCUUCCCGCUCUUUGUCGCAAAAUGGGUGUCCCCUAUGUCAUCGUCAAGGGCAAAGCCCGUCUGGGCACCGUGGUCCACAAGAAGACCGCUGCCAUUCUCACUCUCCAAGAUGUCAAGAGCGAAGACCAGCGCGAGCUUGCAACCCUCGUCAGCGCCGCCAAAGCCAACUUCACUGACAAGUACGAAGAUCAGCGCCGUCACUGGGGUGGUGGUCUCCGUGGAUACAAGUCCACUCAAAUGAUGCGCAAGCGCGCGAAAGCUGCUGGUUUGGACUCCAAGGCUGCUGCUCUUGGCAAGCUGUAAGCUUUGUGCUAGUCCUUUUCGUUUAUCGUCACCACUUUAUAUGUCAUGCCUGUUAUGAAUAUGGUAUGCAUCGUACGCUGGGUUAUCCCAAGUUACUACUGUGUGGAGGCCAGGGCAUAUCGUGCCAGGUCGUAUACUGUGAUGCAUGUUGCGCCAUCAGCUAUAACAUGAUUGCAGUUGUUUGAAAGUCUACUUUGAAAUUAGCAAAACCAAUAUGAAACCGAGAUAG
Molecule: messenger RNA, 1382 nt
Organism: Suillus discolor
Lineage: Eukaryota; Fungi; Basidiomycota; Agaricomycetes; Boletales; Suillaceae
Product: 60S ribosomal protein L7A variant 1
Exons: 5
Coding region: 317-1153 (278 amino acids)
Biological process (GO): ribosome biogenesis
Cellular component (GO): ribonucleoprotein complex
Source: RefSeq, a predicted model, not a curated record